Messenger RNA from Colletotrichum truncatum, 858 nucleotides. RefSeq lists its product as uncharacterized. NCBI's taxonomy places the organism in Eukaryota, Fungi, Ascomycota, Sordariomycetes, Glomerellales, Glomerellaceae. The record is from RefSeq and is a predicted model, not a curated record.
AUGGGCUGUGGGCUCGCUAUUGCAACAAUGACUCGUUAUGGCCUUGGAAGACAUAUUCAAACAGUGUCUGCGGAAGAGUAUGUCCAGUUCACUAAGUGUUUCUGGGUCUCUGUCCUUUUCUACGGCAUGGCCCACCUGACCUUGAAAAUGUCCUUUUUGCUGCAGUAUUACCGUGUGUUGGCCACGAACUUCAUGCGCAAAAUUUAUAUCGCCGGCAUGGUCCUAGUCGCCGCCUGGGGUGUGUCAGUCGUGAUCAUGUCUUUUGCAUUCUGUAUUCCCAUCCAGGGAUUUUGGGACCACACUAUACCAGCCAAGUGCCUUUCUCAGGAAAUCCUUUAUUAUGUUUUCGGAGCGUGUAGCAUUAUCACCGACAUUAUCAUUUUCGUCCUGCCGUUACCGGCACUUCUCAAGCUGCAACUUCCUCAGUCCCAAAAGCUUUAUCUAUUGGGAAUAUUCAGCCUUGGAUUCUUCAUUGUCGCCAUAUCGGUCUUCCGCCUAUCGUUUCUGAAGCUCAAGCCCGAUUUUACAUACUGGAACGUGGUGCCCGCUCUAUGGUCAAUAGGCGAACUGUCGGCAGCAAUGCUGUGUCUCUGUCUGCCGCCGUUAAAGGCCCUUGCCGCCAGGGUUGGCUUGGUCACUACUUCUCAGAAUUGCGUCUCGUCGAACAACCGAAGUAGCCGUAACUUUGGACCAACACACGUCAACGUGUCUCACUCUAAUACGGACGUCACUUCUGAUGUGAGCAUGUCGAGCUCUCCCAACGAGAAGCCUGCUGGUUUUGGCAACUUCGUCAAUGAGACUGAGGUGAAUCAAGACCAACAAGAGCGGAAGAUGCCAGAUUCGUUGCCUCCGGUAUAA